AUGGGCUCCAUCGGAGCAGUGAGCACGGAAGUUUGUUGUGACAUAUUCAGGGAGCUGAGAAGCCAGGGUGUCCAGGAGAAUGUCUGCUUAUCCCCUCUGCUCAUCAUUUCAACCCUCUCCAUGGUCUACAUCGGAGCUAAAGAUAACACCAAGGCUCAGMUAGAAAAGGCUAUCCACUUGGACAAAAUCCCAGGAUUUGGAGAGAGUACUGAAUCUCAGUGUGGUACAUCCGUGAGCAUCCACACCUCACUAAAGGACAUCUUCACCCAAAUCACCAAACCAAGUGACAAUUAUUCCAUCAGCAUUGCAAGUAGGCUUUAUGCUGAAGAGAAAUACCCAAUCCUGCCGGAAUAUGYACAAUGUGUGAAGGAACUGUAUAAAGGAGGCUUGGAGCCUAUCAACUUUCAAACAGCUGCAGAAAAAGCCAGAGAGAUCAUAAAUUCCUGGGUUGAAAGUCAGACAAAUGGAACGAUCAAAAAUAUCCUUCAACCAAGCUCUGUGAGUGCACAAACUGACAUGGUCCUUGUCAGUGCCAUUUACUUCAAAGGACUGUGGGAGAAAGCGUUUAAGGAAGAAGACACCCAGACAGUUCCUUUCAGAAUUACUGAGCAAGAAAGCAAACCUGUGCAGAUGAUGUCUCAGAUUGGUACAUUUAAAGUGGCAGAGAUCACUUCUGAGAAAUGUAGGAUCCUGGAGAUUCCCUAUGCCAGUGGACGGCUGAGCCUGUGGGUGCUGUUGCCUGAUGAAAUCUCUGGCCUGGAGCAGCUUGAGACCGCUAUCACCUUUGAAAAUCUGAAGGAGUGGACCAGCUCUAGUAAGAUGGAAGAGAGGAAAAUUAAAGUUUAUCUCCCACGCAUGAAGAUUGAAGAAAAGUACAACCUUACAUCUGUCUUAAAAUCCUUGGGUAUCACUGACCUGUUCAGCCCAUCAGCCAAUCUCUCAGGCAUCUCUUCAGCAGAGGGCUUGAAGGUGUCUGGAGCCUUCCAUGAGACAUUUGUGGAAAUCUAUGAAGCAGGCAGUAAGGUGGCAGGCUCAUCAGGAGCUGGGGUGGAAGACACAAGUGUCUCUGAAGAGUUUAGGGCUGACCACCCUUUCCUCUACUUGAUCAAACACAACCCAAGCGACAGCAUCUUGUUCUUUGGCAGAUGCUUUUUUCCUUAAAGAGAGGAAAGCUAAAAGAGUUUCUGUCCCUCACAGCAAGACCCAAAGUCCUGCAGUAUCAUGGGUAAAAAGAAACACAAACYCU
Molecule: messenger RNA, 1246 nt
Organism: Malurus melanocephalus (red-backed fairy wren)
Lineage: Eukaryota; Metazoa; Chordata; Aves; Passeriformes; Maluridae
Product: ovalbumin-like
Exons: 7
Coding region: 1-1161 (386 amino acids)
Biological process (GO): negative regulation of endopeptidase activity
Molecular function (GO): serine-type endopeptidase inhibitor activity
Source: RefSeq, a predicted model, not a curated record